Molecule: messenger RNA, 1550 nt
Organism: Aspergillus campestris IBT 28561
Lineage: Eukaryota; Fungi; Ascomycota; Eurotiomycetes; Eurotiales; Aspergillaceae
Exons: 2
Coding region: 159-1427 (422 amino acids)
Source: RefSeq, a predicted model, not a curated record
UCCCACAGUGCAGUGACAGCUUAAUUGGGCGGUAAUCAUACGUUUGCCGACUAACAUAGAGCUAGCUCAGCAAUUUAACAUCGGUCAUUGAUCUUCUUUUAACACCUGUUCUCCCUCUUUCUUUCCACCUUUUUACUAGACUUCAUAGUUACCACACCAUGCCUGUCAACCAUAAAGCCGGGUCCUCUCUAGGGCGGACUGACUCCCUAGACCCAACAUCAACAUGCAGAGGCGUCACUGGAAAUGGCCGCCCCUGUCGGCGCCCGUUGGCAUCGUCGACGAACUCAUCGCCCGCAUCGUCCCCCUCAAAACAUGCCAAACAAACAGACGCGGGCUCGUCCUACUGCUGGCAACACAAAGACCAAGCACCAGCGGUCGCCUCCCACGGAGCAAACCACACCCCACAAAACCCGCAAUUAAAGCCAAGGACAAGUGUCGACACGCUGAUGGGCCGCCUGGGGGUGUUGGAAAUCAACGACUCGGAAGACGCGUCCAAAAAGCGCCGCAACCACAGACGGCGCACCGACGUGGCCCCGGCCCCGAAAAAAGAAACCAAGCGAACCCUCUGCUGCUGCUUCGAAGUGCUCGUCGAAGACGAUGACCCCGUGCCAUCGAGACCGGCCAAUCCCGCAGCCGGGGAGAGACCCCCGGCUAUGCAGCAGAUGCCCUCGAACGCCAACCUGGGCCGACCGCAGCGCCCGUCCGGCAAACCAUCAACCUCCUCGCAAGCACACCUUCUGUCCCCCUCGCAGACCCCCUCCCGCCCAUCUCUCCACAGCGCGCCGGACUCGACCUCCUCAAACACAAAGGCCCUCCUCUCCUGGAUCCCGCCGGACCUCUCCCCGCAAACAACCUCCGUGCUCCUCGGCGAGCUCGCCAAACCCAUCUCCGACGCCGACGAACCAGGCUACAUCUACAUGUUCUGGGUGACCCCAGCGACAUCCACCCGCAGCGGCCCACCCCCAGCAGACGUCGCGCGCUCCCUCCUCCCAACCUCGGAGUCCCGCCCGCGACGCGCCAGCGACGCCAUCCAAACCGCGCGAGGCUUCACCACGCCAGCAGGCCAAAGCGCCGGCUCCACCAUCAGACUGAAGAUCGGACGCACAAGCAACGUCAACCGCCGUCUCACCGAAUGGUCGCGGCAGUGCUCGCACGACCUCACCCUCAUCAGAUACUACCCUUACUCGCCCGGCCGACCGGAGGGUCUCCCGCCGGCUGAUUUCCAGGAGGGUAAAGUGCCGCAUGUGCAUCGUGUGGAACGACUGACGCAUCUCGAGCUGGGGGAUCUGAGGCUCCGUGAUCUCGGCAAGUGCGAGGAGUGUGGGAAGGAGCAUCGCGAGUGGUUUGAGGUGCCGGCUGAUAAGGCGGAGUUGAAGCGGGUGGAUGAGUGUAUUCGGCGGUGGGUGAAGUGGGCGGAGAGUCAGUAAUCAUAUUUAGGGGGGAUGUCAGACAUAGAUAGCGUUGUAUUUAUACAGCAUAGCGAAUUAGACAGACAGCCUUGAAAUGUUCAAUUCAAUCCGCACCAAAACACACCCCCUAUUCAAUUCCCC